Macadamia integrifolia is the source of this 1165-nucleotide messenger RNA. RefSeq names its product protein YIF1B-A-like. The transcript has 5 exons. The record is from RefSeq and is a predicted model, not a curated record. Gene Ontology annotation, cellular component: Golgi membrane; endoplasmic reticulum membrane; endoplasmic reticulum-Golgi intermediate compartment. Gene Ontology annotation, biological process: endoplasmic reticulum to Golgi vesicle-mediated transport. Bases 162 to 962 code for a protein of 266 amino acids. Lineage: Eukaryota; Viridiplantae; Streptophyta; Magnoliopsida; Proteales; Proteaceae.
AAAAGAAAAACUUCAUUUAAUCAGAGAUAAGAGGAUAUUUUUGCCUUCUCUCUCUCUCUCUCUCUCUCCCCGAUUGUAUCUGGGGUUUCCUCGUUGGCUUUGUUCGAUCAGGUUCAGGUUCAAAUCUCCUUCAAACAUACCAUUCAGAGCAAUCUCCAGAAAUGUAUGAUAAUAUGGGAGCACAGUCGGGGUUGCCAAGGCCCCCCUUCAACCCUCAAAGCAAUCCUUUUGGGAAUGCAUUCUAUGGAGCUGGUUCAGGACUCAUCCAAGGUGGACUUGGCGCAUAUGGAGAGAAAAUACUGGGUUCAAGCUCUGAAAAUGUACAAAGCAUUAUAAGCAGGUAUUUCUCCGAUCCCCAGUACUAUUUCCAGGUGAAUGACCAGUAUGUGAGGAACAAGUUGAAGGUUAUUCUAUUUCCAUUCCUACACAGGGGGCACUGGACGAGGAUAACCGAACCAGUUGGGGGCAGGCUCUCCUAUAAACCUCCAAUCUAUGACAUAAAUGCUCCAGAUUUGUACAUUCCCUUAAUGGCCUUUGGUACCUAUGUGGUUCUUUCCGGUUUCUCGCUGGGACUUAUUGGGAAGUUUAGCCCGGAAGCUUUAAGUCUGCAGUUCUCAAGAGGGCUACUAGGCUGGUUUUUACAAGUCAUGCUGCUUAAAGCAUCACUGUAUUAUUCAUUGGGGAGUGGAAAGGCACCUCUUCUGGACAUUGUCGCAUAUUGUGGUUAUGCUUUUGCUGGAAUGUGUGUGGCUAUCAUGGGUAGAUUCUUGUGGGGCUACGCAUACUAUUUCCUGAUGCCAUGGGUGUGUUUGUGCAUGGGGAUCUUCUUGGUGAAGACACUGAAGCAAGUUCUCUUUGUAGAGGUGAGGAGUUAUGAUUCGAGCAAGCAUCACUAUCUCUUGCUUUUCAUGGCUUUGGUCCAGUUUCCCUUUUUCAUCUGGCUUGGCAAUAUUGGGGCUUGAUUUUGAUUGUGCUGUUCUCUCUCUCUCUCCUCUUUUUUUCUUUCCCUUUACUCCGUUUUGUUGGCUGUAAAUGAUGUUGUAAUUAGAUCUUAGAAACAAUGUCACCUUUCAUUAAUUUGUAAAUAUAGCUGUGAGUUAGAUCUUAGAAACAAUGUCACCUUUCAUUAAUUUGUUGAAAAUAUAGCUCUUUUGGAUUUGAUGUA